AUGGGGUUUGCAUCCUGCAAUGCCAAAUUCUUGGCCAGAAGCCUUGCUGCUUUUCCUGCAGUACUGCAUCAGCUGAAUUCGCAAAACAUUUCCCGACGAGAUCGUUUCCAAGGCCCGUUGACUUGCAGCACAGAGCCUACAAGAGGAUUGACUGAGGGUGUGUCAAUUUCCAUCCCAGAGACAGUUUGUCCAAAGCUGGCAAACACUCUACAAGCUCGUGUUUUGAAGCAAGGACGUCUGUUUGAUUGUACCUUCUUUGCAUCAAAACCAGAGUUUGAUGAUGCGUGGACAUGGUCCUGGGGCCUUUUGAGUGUGACAUCAAUCAGCAGAUCAUGCAGACAGUAUGAAAAGCGGCAGAAAACUACUGCGGAUUCAAGCAACAGGCUACAUGACAAAGAUCGUGUUGAGUCAAAAUGGGGCUUGAAGGAACUUGGUGAUUCGUCUUGUGAGUUCUAUGACUCGGCGGGUGAGCUGGUUGCAUGUGGCUAUGAGGCUAUUGUUUAUGGUGACCAUGGACCAUAUAUCGAGUUCAACGAGGACCAAAUACACUGGCCAACAUUUUGUCAGCACAAACUCAAAGGACCAGACCGAACUCACUUUGAACACUACAACAAGGACGUCUCGAUCAAGCUUUACGAUCAAUUUCAGACCGUGGCCAAUCAACCGAAUCCACCUCCCGAUAAUCCGUUUUCAACAGCCAACAAUCGUCCGGAUGGAUAUGCUGACUAUCGGCCAGGGAAGCUGUACAUCUCUUGUGAUUUGUUUUUUUCUGCAGGAGGUCGCAUGUAUGGCCCAGAGUAG
Molecule: messenger RNA, 801 nt
Organism: Durusdinium trenchii
Lineage: Eukaryota; Dinophyceae; Suessiales; Symbiodiniaceae
Source: the annotation of a GenBank genome assembly